AUGGAUUUGGCGGUUUCUCGAGAGGAUAGCGAAAUUCUGCUGAAAGACAGAAAUGUGCUGGAGGAAAGCGUGGUAGACAAGUACAGGACCGCAGGGCAGAUAUGUCAGACGGCGUUGAAGUAUGUGGCGGGUGUGAUCAAUGAUUCGUACCACUACGGGACCGCGGGGCGGGCGGUGACGGUGGCAGAGCUGUGUUUGCUCGGAGAUGCGUUUUUGCUGGGCCGUCUGGAACAGUGCUACCGCAACAAGGUGAACGAGAGGGGCAUUGCGGUGCCCACGACGAUCGACGUGGACCAGGUGGCGAGUGGAUGGUGUCCCGAGGUGGACGACGCAGACAACGUGGCGAGCUGGAACCGGAACGCGCCGGAGGCGUUCCGGUCGUCGGUGACCGGGGUGCUGAGACCGGGCGACCUGGUCAAGAUCAGCGUCGGGGUGCAUAUCGACGGGUACACGGCGCAGCUGUCGCACACGAUGGUGGUGUAUCCGGUGCAGGAGGCGAGGCCUGCGGGCCCGCUGCUCGGAGGCAAGGCAGACGCGGUCGCGGCGGCGCACAUCGCGAUGGAGUCCGUGGUGGCUCUGCUGGCGUGCGCUCUGGCGCCGGAAAAGCUGCCUCGGUCGUUGGCCGCAGACGGCUCGAGGAACGUGAGCGGUGCGUUGAUCAGGAGAGUCGUCGAUACCGUUGCUCAGUCGUAUAACUGCUGCGUGGUGCCGGGAUCGCGUGUCCGGCGUGUGAGAAGGUUUCUUGCCGGCCAGAACGAGGGCAUCGUGGCCGAGAGGGACUACAAGGGCGUUGUGUGGACGGAGAGCCACCAGGAGGCGCAGCUGCUUGCCCAGGUCGAGCAGGAUGCCGUGGAAGAGCUGACGGUGGCCAAGCGUACCGCACAGCAGACCGCCAGCUCGACCGCGAUCCCCACGGACGACUUUAUCGUGCGAGAGGGCGAGGUGUACUUGAUCGACCUUAAGAUGAGUCCUCUGGCGGACCGCAGCAAGCGCGGACUGGUUACGUUGGAGCUGGUCGAUUCGUACACGGGCAAGUCGCACAGGAGCGACAGACUGGUGGCUCGUCCAGGAGCGUUCGUGAGAGACUUCGCCCAGUCGCACAUCCUGAAAUUGAAGACUUCGAGGCAACUGCUAACCAAGAUAGAUAAACAGGGAGUGUAUCCGUUUAAGCUGUCGCACUUGUCGUCGCACCUUCCUCUAAGUGCGGUCGAAGAAGCCGAAUUGAACGGCCUGAAACAAGAUCUCAAGUCGUACAGAUUGGGUAUGAGCGAAAUAUCCAACAACUAUCUCUGUGUCGAAUUGCCCAUCCAGGUGGCCAAGUGGGUUCCAUGGGACCACAUCUUGAACUCGACAAAUUCAAAUGGUAACCUGAGUUACGAUGCCACGGCAAUGGCAUUACCGGGCCAUGAGUUGCCAUUACCCAAACUUGGUAUAUCAGCGUUGAAGCUGAAGUCUUUGGUAAACUCCACCAACGAGUCGGCAGCCUUACCUGUGGCCCGCGAGUGCAGCACGGUCAUGCUUUGCGGGACCGACGUCAGCUCCAGCGACAAGCCUGAGUUGCUAAGACUGACCGGUGGCUCCAAGACAUGUGCACCAAGCUGGGUUCACUCGAGCCACGAGCUUAACGGCGAAAACCCAGUGGUACAGGGAAUCCUCCAGCUGUCAUCGUUGACCAAGGACAAGAGGUUCGGCCUGCAGUUGAAGGAGACGCAACCAAUGAAGUAUCUGAAGGAGAUGGACGCCAUGGAGCUGUAA
Messenger RNA from Torulaspora globosa, 1755 nucleotides. RefSeq names its product putative hydrolase (gene ARX1). The transcript has a single exon. Bases 1 to 1755 code for a protein of 584 amino acids. The record is from RefSeq and is a predicted model, not a curated record. Lineage: Eukaryota; Fungi; Ascomycota; Saccharomycetes; Saccharomycetales; Saccharomycetaceae.